Molecule: messenger RNA, 1158 nt
Organism: Penicillium arizonense
Lineage: Eukaryota; Fungi; Ascomycota; Eurotiomycetes; Eurotiales; Aspergillaceae
Product: glycoside hydrolase family 76 protein
Exons: 2
Biological process (GO): fungal-type cell wall biogenesis; carbohydrate catabolic process
Molecular function (GO): mannan endo-1,6-alpha-mannosidase activity
Source: RefSeq, a predicted model, not a curated record
AUGAUGAAGUUCUACAAUGACCGCGACUCGAAAGCUAUUCCAGGUAAAAUGGACGAUACCUGGUGGGAGGGUGGUUCGAUGUUUAUGACGCUCAUCCAGUACUGGUAUCUAACUGGCGACAGCCAGUACAACGAUGACAUCCAGGAAGGCAUGUAUUGGCAAAAGGGCGAAAAUGACUUUUUCCCAAGCAACUACUCCCAGUACCUGGGUAACGACGAUCAAGUAUUCUGGGGAUUAGCGGCGAUAACCGCCGCGGAAGUGAACUUCCCAGAAAGAGACAACGAGCCUUCGUGGGUUUCUCUGGCUGAGGGUGUCUUUAAUGGACAGAUUCCUCGCUGGGACAUGAGCAGUUGCGGUGGCGGUUUGCGAUGGCAGAUCUGGCCCUAUCAGAACGGGUAUGGUUUGAAGAAUGCCAUUUCCAACGGGGGCUUGUUCCAGCUGUCAGCGCGUCUGGCACUAUAUACAAAAAACGCGACCUAUGCCGAGUGGGCUGAAAAGAUUUGGGAUUGGAGUGCGUCUACGCCGCUAUUAAGGAAAAGCUGGGUUAUCGCCGAUACUACUUCUACCGCUGCGGACUGUAAGGAUCACGGUGAUCACCAAUGGACUUACAAUUAUGCUACGUAUAUCUCCGGUGCGGGCUAUAUGCACAACUACACCAAUGGCACCGAAAGCAAAUGGCUCGAAGGCGUGACAGGGCUGAUCAAGACAUCUGAUCAGUUUUUCCCUGACUCGGCUUCGAAACAAGUCAUAUCCGACAUUACCUGCGAGCCAAUCAAUAAGUGUGAUCGCAAUCAGAAAACAUUCAAGGCCUAUUUCACUUCCUGGCUCGGGUUCAUGUCACUGAUAGUACCGGCCAAUACCACGACGGAGGUAAUGGCGAGAUUCAAGAGCUCCGCUGUCGCUGCCGGUCAACAAUGCUCCGGUGGAGGCGAUGGAAAGCAUUGUGGAAUUCGUUGGACGAAGAAGGCAGAAUGGGAUGGGACUAUGGGUUUGGAGCAGCAGAUGUCUGUCUUGGGUGUCCUUAAUUCUGUCAUGGUCCCAUUCAAGGCACAGGGCCCAUACAAUACUGAUAAUGGUGGGACAUCCCAAAGUCACCCACAUGGGGGCACCAAUACCAAGGAUACCUUGGGGCCUGAACCUAUCGCGACAGGUGAUAAG